Molecule: messenger RNA, 2073 nt
Organism: Microdochium trichocladiopsis
Lineage: Eukaryota; Fungi; Ascomycota; Sordariomycetes; Xylariales; Microdochiaceae
Exons: 2
Coding region: 1-2073 (690 amino acids)
Molecular function (GO): oxidoreductase activity
Source: RefSeq, a predicted model, not a curated record
AUGGCCCCGACACUCCUCCAAGAGCCGUCCCACGCGGGACGUGCUACUAGCAACAACGACAAUGACCCAGACUUCAACCCGGCAUUGCCCUGGCAUGCCGGCGAGCAGGAGAUGCACCGCCUCAUGCGGCUCCCGCCGCGUUCACAGAAUCCGACGUCGCAGGGCCUGCCCGCGCGGUAUGGCUUCCGGAUCACGGCGUCUCCCUUGGUAGCUCUGGGGACGCUGGAUGACGAUGGAAGACCCUGGGUCACCUUGGCGGGAGACGAGGCCGGGUUUGCGAGGCCCGUCGCGGAGGGGGUGCUGGCGAUGAAGGCGGUCAUGGAUGUCACUGGUGCGGAUCCCGUUGUGAAGGAGCUCCUGACUGCCUGGAGUGACGAGGACGGGGAGCAAAAGGGGGAGAAUGGUGGGAAGAUCAUGGCUGGCUUGUCGAUUGAUCCGGAAACUAGGGAUCGGGUCAAGUUUGCUGGGAGGAUGAUUGUCGGGUCGAUGACGGGGUACAGACAUCCCGAAGGGAAGAACGAUGGCGACCAUGAGAAUGCCCCUGCACUCGCCGGCGAGGUGCAGAUUGGAUUCAACAUCCUUGAAACUGUGGGCAACUGCCCUAAGUACAUCAACAAGAAGCACAUCACGCCGCACAUCCCUUCACCAAAGGUAGCCUACGAGGCAAGCCAGCAGGGAGAAGGGGCUGGCGUGGCACUUCCGCAAGAGGCCAUCGAGCUGGUCGACAAGGCCGAUAUGUUCUUCAUCGCGUCCAAGCACGGCGUGGAGAGCAUGGAUGUCAACCACCGUGGCGGCGCGCCGGGCUUCAUGAGAGUCCUCAAGACGACGAGCCAAGCCGGCGGCAAGCCGGCCACCACGCUGAUAUAUCCUGAGUUCUCGGGCAACAACCUGUACCAAACACUCGGCAACCUGCGCCGCGAUCCGCAGGUAGGCAUCUGCGUGCCCGAUUAUGACACGGGGGACGUGCUCUAUGUCACUGGCACCGCAGAGGUGCUCAUCGGCGACAGGGCUGCUGCGUAUCUGCCGCGCACAAAGCUUGCGGUCAAGGUCGACAUCGACGCUGCACGGCUUGUCAAGAGCGGUCUCGGUUUCCGUGGCAGCCCCAUCGACCACAGCCCGUACAACCCCACGGUCAAAUACCUGAAGACAGAGAAGCCCGACGUUGCCGCCACAGCAGAGGCAACGACGGGUGGCAUUGCUGUGGCUACGCUCAAGACGCGCGAGCAGAUCACGGACACGGUGGCAAGGUAUACAUUUGCUCUGUCCCUGACGGAAACCCAGAGGAAGACUCGGGCGAGAUUGGAGCCGUGGGAACCGGGGCAGUACAUCACACUGGACUUUUCCGAGGAGCUGGAUCACGGCUAUCGGCACAUGGCCGAUGACGACCCACAGAGCCUAAAUGACGACUACGUUCGCAGCUUCACGAUUAGUGCACCGAUCAAGAAGCCGGCAACAACAGAGAGCUCGCUCGAGCCGGAGGAAUUUGAGAUCACGAUACGCCGCCAUGGUCCUGUCACGGCACUGCUGUCUCGGUGGAACCUUGCGGUGCCGCUGCAGGUACCCGUGCUCGGGUUUGGUGGCGACAAGGAGUUCAGGAUGCUUGUUUCUGAAGACGAUGGGGCCAGUCAGAGUCUGGCCGUCAAGGAUCGCAUCUUCUUGGCCCAAGGCGUCGGCAUCACGCCACUCAUGGCUCAAGCACCCGGGGUGAUCGAGUCGAUGGCUCAAUCCAGACUCGAGGGCAAGCUGAAGCUUCUCUGGAGUCUGCGCGCAGACGACAUGCUUCUUGCCCGGGACGUGCUCGGUCGUACGCCGGGCCUCGCUGAACUCACCACGCUGUUUGUGACUGGGAAGGUUCGUGGUGGUCAGUAUGGGGCGGCUGCGGAGGCAGCGCAGAAGGAGGUCGAGGACAUGGGGGCCAAGAUUAUCAGCCGGAGAAUUGGCAAGGACGACAUCCUCACCGUUGGCGAAAAGGGCCGGCGCAAGUACUAUGCCUGCAUGUCUGGGGUCAUGAGAAAAGCCUUGCUCGAGUGGAUGGCGGAGGAGGACCUUGUUGUCGAGAGCUUUGAUUACUGA